CAAAAAGAAAGUCUUAUACAACAACAAUUAAGCUAAAUUAUUAGUAUAUAAAUACAUAAAAGGCCCUCUUACCCUCCUUUAUUUUUUGCUUCUCAUUCUCACCCCCAACUUCUCUCUCUUUCUCUUUCUCUUUAUCUUCUCUCUUUCUCUCUCUCUUUCUCUCUCUCUCUCUCUGCAACUAUCUCUUUGUUGAUGUGAUUCUCCACUAUUAUCUCCAAAAACCUAUCAACCUUUACAAAAGAAGAAAGAUUACUUCAACAACAACCAUGGUUUUUUCCUCCAUUCCAGCUUAUCAUGAUCCCUCCAACUGGCAACAGCAACCAAAUCAAUCAACUCCUGGAACUCAUCAUACUAAUUCUCAGUUUCUUCCACCACCACUACCACCUCCUCAGACCCUUCCACCACCUUCGCAGCCUCAUGGUGUCGGCGGUUCGGGCUCGAUUAGGCCCGGUUCGAUGGCCGAUCGAGCUCGAAUGGCCAACAUACCGAUGCCGGAAACCUCGCUGAAAUGUCCACGCUGUGAAUCUACAAACACAAAGUUCUGCUACUUCAACAACUACAGCCUCACACAGCCAAGACACUUUUGCAAGACCUGUAGAAGGUACUGGACAAGAGGCGGAGCUCUAAGGAACGUUCCGGUGGGAGGCGGUUGCCGGAGGAACAAACGGAGCAAAGGAAGCAGCAGCUCGAAAUCUCCUGUGAGCUCCGAUCGCCAAACGGGAAGUAGUACUCCUUCUGGUUCUUCUACUUCAUCACUUCCCUCCAACAACACUCUAGCACCACCCGAUAUAAUUGGCCUCACCAAUCAAGUCCCAUCUUUAAGGUUGAUGGCUCCUCUCCAUCAUCAUCUCACUGAUUUCGCGGAGAUGGGAUUCAAUUACGGCGCCCUCAAUUACGCAGCAAUGGGUGGUGGUGGAGACUUCAACUUUCAGAUAGGAAGUAGUAGUACUGGUAGUCUAGGUCGAUUACCAACUGAUGGAAUGAUGGAUCACCAAUGGAGAUUGCAGCAAGCUUCGCAGUUUCCUUUCAUGGCUACUGCGGGUUUAGAUCCUUCGCAGCCUCCACCACCGGCUGGGCUUUUCGAAAGCGGCGGAGUGGAUGCAUUGGGAUAUCAUCAUCAUCUCCGAACAAAAUCAACCACUUCUGGGCUUGCCAGUCAGCUGGCUUCUGUGAAAAUGGAAGACCAUCAAAGCACAGAAAUGAAUUUGUCAAAGCAGUUGUUGGGAAUCAGUAGUAAUAUUAAUCCUGGAAAUGAUGAUAAUCAGUACUGGAGUGGUGGUGGUACCAGCAAUACUACUGCUUGGACAGAUCUAUCUGGGUUCAGCUCUUCUUCUACUACUAGCAAUCCACUAUAAAAGUUAUAGGUUUUGAUGUGAAUUGCUAUGGGGUUUUUCUUAUUAGUAAAAACUUAAUUAACUUUUUAAAGAAAUUGUCCUUGUGCUCCAACACAUUUGCAAAAAUCUUCCAGCUAGCCCUAGAGCAAUUGGAAGAUGAUGAAGAAUUCUGAGGAAUUAGAUAUUUGAGUUAAUUUUGUUAAUCUCUUUACACUGGUAGUACUCAACUAUAAACCCUAGAAAUGGAUGUUUUUUAUUAUUUUUUAUUAUUAUUUCAGUUUUUGCUUUUGUUUGGUUA
Molecule: messenger RNA, 1632 nt
Organism: Ziziphus jujuba (common jujube)
Lineage: Eukaryota; Viridiplantae; Streptophyta; Magnoliopsida; Rosales; Rhamnaceae
Product: dof zinc finger protein DOF5.1
Exons: 2
Coding region: 267-1355 (362 amino acids)
Biological process (GO): regulation of DNA-templated transcription
Molecular function (GO): DNA-binding transcription factor activity; DNA binding
Source: RefSeq, a predicted model, not a curated record